Molecule: messenger RNA, 744 nt
Organism: Puma concolor (puma)
Lineage: Eukaryota; Metazoa; Chordata; Mammalia; Carnivora; Felidae
Gene: ANTKMT
Product: adenine nucleotide translocase lysine methyltransferase
Biological process (GO): peptidyl-lysine trimethylation; regulation of mitochondrial ATP synthesis coupled proton transport; positive regulation of proton-transporting ATP synthase activity, rotational mechanism
Cellular component (GO): mitochondrion
Molecular function (GO): protein-lysine N-methyltransferase activity
Source: RefSeq, a predicted model, not a curated record
AUGCCUCGCGGCGGCGGGCUAAUGGCGUCGGGGGCGCGGCUGCAGUUACUGCUCGCGCUCUGGACGCUGGCGGGCCCGGCCCGGCCGGUGGCCGCGGACGCGAGCGACGGAGGGUGGGCGGCGGGCUCAGGCCUGGCCGCCUACAUCGCGUGGGCGCUGCUGCUGCAGCCUGGCUUCCGCCGCGUGCCGCUGCGGCUGCAGGUGCCCUAUGUCGGUGCAAGUGAGCGGCAGGUGGAGCACGUGUUGUCGCUAUUGCGAGGCCGUCCUGGAAAGACGGUGGACCUGGGCUCUGGCGACGGCAGGAUUGUGCUGGCUGCUCAUAAGUGCGGUCUCCGCCCGGCUGUGGGCUACGAGCUGAACCCGUGGCUAGUGGGGCUGGCCCGGCUGCACGCGUGGAGAGCAGGCUGUGCCGGCAGUGUUUGCUACCUGCGUGAGGACCUCUGGAAGGUGAGCCUGAGGGACUGCCACAACGUGUCUGUGUUCCUGGCCCCUAGCGUGCUCCCCCUGCUGGAAGACAAGCUGCGGGCAGAGUUGCCCGCAGGGGCCCGAGUGGAUAAAUGCAGCGGUGCUGGUCUGCAUUUCGGAGAGGACAAAACGGACACCAAAAAGGAUGGACCAUGGAAUGAGCUGAGAGAGGCCCCCUCCCCACCUCCUCAGCCACCACCGAACUUCCCCUUCCCGACUGCCCUCGUGGGUGGGGCCCUCAGAGACCGGGGACCAGCAGGAGACCAACAGAGGUCUUAG